AUGUCAGAAUUGGUGUCAAAGAUAAAAGUUCUCCUGAGUAAAAUGAGCACCAAUCUAUCUAAUGAUGACAGUUUAACAGUAGAAAGAUUAAAUUGGUUAUAUGUGGUAUUUGAAGAGCAAGAUGAUGCCUAUAUAGAAUGUUUAUUAUGUUGUUUAGAUACACAUAUUUCAGACAGAGAUCCCCUUUUCAGUCCUUACCCACUCUUCUUCCAGUUUUUAGAAACUUUUGAUUUCGAUACAAGCAUAGUAAUGGAUUGGCUUGUCUCCCCUGAAACAUGUUUUUUACUCUAUAUAUCCAGACUUCUAAAAGUAAUCCUUUCUGAAUGGACUUUGUUUGUGAAGGCUGCUCAUGAUAGAUAUCCCCAAAAUUGUGGACAUGAUUCAAUUGCCAACACAUUGUGUAAAAAUAAAAAGGGGUACAAUUAUGCAGGGAAAGUCCAAGAUGAAGUAGCCACUCCCAACCAAGGCACGCAAAUUGACCUAAAUCUGGUCGGUAAAGGCCCAGUUAGUGAAACCGUCGCAGAGACUAAUAGUGAAGGAUCUUCUCAAGACCAAAUUGCCUCCCUUAGUCAAGGCUUGUCAGCCAUUAUGGCAUAUAGCGAUAGCGACAGUGAUGAAAUGAAAAUAAUCCAUCCAUCCAAUCAGAAAGCAGUAUUUCAAAACACAGCCAAUUGGAUACGAGUUUUAAAUCAUGUGACAAUUCAAAAUCAGCAUCUAUCCAAUCAGAAACUGAUAUAUCAUGUGACAAUUCAAAAUCGGCAUCUAUCCAAUCAGAGGGCGAUAUAA
Molecule: messenger RNA, 786 nt
Organism: Lottia gigantea (owl limpet)
Lineage: Eukaryota; Metazoa; Mollusca; Gastropoda; Lottiidae
Exons: 3
Coding region: 1-786 (261 amino acids)
Source: RefSeq, a predicted model, not a curated record